Bipolaris zeicola 26-R-13 is the source of this 606-nucleotide messenger RNA. RefSeq lists its product as uncharacterized. The transcript has 4 exons. Lineage: Eukaryota; Fungi; Ascomycota; Dothideomycetes; Pleosporales; Pleosporaceae. The annotation marks the transcript as partial. The record is from RefSeq and is a predicted model, not a curated record. Gene Ontology annotation, biological process: cytoplasmic translation. Gene Ontology annotation, molecular function: structural constituent of ribosome; RNA binding. Gene Ontology annotation, cellular component: ribosome; cytosolic large ribosomal subunit.
GUCGAAGAACUUCAGAAGAAGAAGCAGUCGGAUAUGAUGCGCUUCUUGAUGCGUGUCCGCUGCUGGGAGCUUCGCCAACUUAAGGUCAUCCACCGCGCCAGCCGCCCCUCGCGCCCCGACAAGGCCCGCCGCCUCGGAUACAAGGCCAAGCAGGGCUACGUUAUCUACCGCAUCCGCGUCCGCCGUGGAGGUCGCAAGAGGCCCGCUCCCAAGUACCAACAAACUAACAAACCAACAGGCAAGCCCACCAACCAGGGUAUCAACCAGCUCAAGUACCAGCGCUCUCUCAAGUCGACUGCUGAGGAGCGUGUCGGCCGCCGCUGCGCUAACCUCCGCGUCCUCAACUCCUACUGGAUCAACCAGGACUCGACCUACAAGUACUACGAGGUCAUCUGCGUCGACCCCCAGCACAAGGCCAUCCGCCGCGACCCUCGCAUCAACUGGAUCGUCAAGCCCGUCCACAAGCACCGCGAGAGCCGUGGACUCACUGCCACUGGCAAGAAGAGCCGUGGUCUUGGCCGUGGACACAAGUUCAACCACACCACUGCCGGCAGGAGGAAGACCUGGAAGAGGAACAACACCCUCUCUCUCUGGCGCUACCGCUAA